Molecule: messenger RNA, 4003 nt
Organism: Xiphias gladius (swordfish)
Lineage: Eukaryota; Metazoa; Chordata; Actinopteri; Istiophoriformes; Xiphiidae
Gene: sh3kbp1
Product: SH3-domain kinase binding protein 1
Exons: 20
Coding region: 190-2052 (620 amino acids)
Molecular function (GO): protein binding
Source: RefSeq, a predicted model, not a curated record
GGCUGCGGACUGAACUGACCAGACGUGGCUUUUAGGAAGGCACACGCCUGGCGCUGCUCUAGCGGAUCUCUGGUACGAGCAGGAGGCUGGGGCUCGGUCCGGCGCAAACCCCCUCUAUUACCUGAAACCACCACCUUCCUCGUUACCAACCAGCCUGCAGGAGCGAUACCGAUACACCGGGAGACAUAAAUGGUGGAGGCCGUGGUGGAGUUCGACUAUGAGGCUCAGCAGGACGAUGAGUUGAGCCUGACGGUGGGUGACAUCAUCGUGAACAUACGGCGGGACGAUGGAGGAUGGUGGGAGGGAGAGCUGGGCGGACGCAGGGGGCUUUUCCCAGAUAACUUUGUCAGGGAGAUAAAGAAAGAAGGGAAGAGGGACGGAGGACAGGCGAGCAUGAUCAGAUCAGACCUGGCAAAUGGCAGGGCCAGCCCCGUGUCCGACCCCAGCGUACGGCCGGGAAGGAAAGGAGAGCAAAUCCGUAAGCGAAGGUGUAAAGCCGCUUUCAGCUACGUGCCUCAGCAUGAAGACGAACUAGAGUUGAAAAUAGGAGACAUCAUCGAGAUCAUAGCAGAGGUAGAGGAGGGCUGGUGGGAGGGGAUUCUUAAUGGGAAGACCGGAAUGUUUCCCUGCAACUUCACCAAAGAGAUCCUGACGGAGUCCGACUCGCCCUCUAUAGACACGCCCGCCUCGCAGGAGGAGCUCCGCGGCGGCCGCACAAGCAAGGACAGCCCGGGAAGUGAAAGUGAUGGAGGAGACAGUCGGUCUGAAACAGGGUCAGGAGAAAUCCAGCCCAAGAAGGUAAUCAAUCAGGUCCGAGGGUUUGGCUUUGGUGACAUCUUCAAAGACCAGCCCAUCAAGCUCAGACCUCGCUCCAUGGAAAUUGACUCAGAGGUGGACAAGGCCAAUGAGGGGAAAGCAGCAGGCGGUGCCCCGGAAACCAUGAAGACUGAACCUGACAGCAAAGCCAAAGGGCGGGAGCAGUGUAAAGUUCUCUUUCCGUACGAAGCACAAAAUGAAGACGAGCUGACGAUCAAAGAGGGGGAGAUCAUCAACAUUAUCACCAAGGACUGCGCCGAUGCAGGAUGGUGGAUGGGGGAGAUUGGGGGAAGGCAAGGCGUCUUUCCGGACAACUUUGUCAAGCUGCUAGAAGUUGAGAAAGAGAGGCCAAAGAAACCGCCGCCACCCAGUGCACCUUCAGCCAAACACACCACAGAGAAAAAGUCGGAGGCCAAGAAGGUUCCUCCUGAGCGGCCUGAGUAUCUUCCCCAGAGAGACCAAGAUCGAGGUGAAGAGGUGAAGGUCGCAGACAUCCCCAAGCCCUCCCUCCCAUCUCUCCUUCCCAAGAAACCCCUCCCCCCAAAGACAAGCUGCUCCUCUUCCUCCCAACCCCCGCGGCGCCCUGAGAGACCCCCCCCUCUAGCGUGUGAAAGCCCCAAGUCUGAGGGCAGGGCUUCGACACCAGAUUCUGCCCCUGACAGGUCACAUGACACCGAUGUGGACCUGGACGCCGUGGUUUCGUCGGCGGAGAAACUGAGCCACCCGACGGCGUCGCGGCCGAGAGUCACAGACCGCCGGCCUCGCUCACAGAUCAUCACACCUGCUUCCCUGUCCGGCACCGACCUGGACUCGCCCACGCUGGAGGACAGGAAGGAGAAGGAGAGAGGGAAGGAGGAGCCGGAGUCUCUUUCCACCAGAUCGGCGGACGUUUCCCUGAGAAAAGGAGUUCCCAACAUCUCCGCGCCCGACAGUAAAGCAUCACUUCCCACCAAGCCCUCUGUCCUGACCCCGCCAAACUCUGGCCAUCGCCCCGCCUCCCCGUCCUCAUCCUCGGGCCUGAGCCCCUCCCCCGAGCUCCGGCACUCGCCCCUGAGCCCCCAGACACUGGAGGAACUCAGGAGCCAGCUGAGAGACCUGAGGACCUCCAUAGAGCUGCUGAAGAGCCAGCACAGGCAGGAGAUGAAGCAGUUGGCCGGUGCGCUGGACGAGGAGAAGAAGAUUCGCGUUAGUUUACAGAUGGAAGUAGAGCACAUAAAGAAGAACCUGUCGAAAUAAAGACUACAGCAUCGGCGCACUCUGAUCACCACCUCGGAGGCCAUCCUUUGAAAACGUUUCCACCGUUGGCCGAGACACUUCGGCCACGACAAAGUUUGUGCCAAAUCGAUCAUCAUGGUCGCCAUCAGCAACGUUUCAGCACCAUGGAAUCAGCCACCUCCCCCCCCCCCCCUCCUGACGCCGCCUUAUCCUGUGUUUACUUUAUAUUUCUUUCAAAGAGGCUUCUCUGUUCAGUUUACCGCUAUCUUAUCGGAGCUCGCUAUGCCCCCGGUACGGAUAGGCCGCGGCCUGUCGCUGUGUGUUGCCACAACUGCAGAACGACUGGGCGGAGCCGCUGUUGCCGUGGCGACCCUCACUGGUACUUUUCGUUUGUGAGUGUGAAGGAAAAACUUGGGACUCGACCUCCGUAGCCCGGCUGGUUCAGACAACCUCUGUGCUGUUCUGUGUCCACUCUGCGGCCUUUGCAUCUUAUCUGUGUGUGUGUGUGUGUGUGUGUGUGUGUGUGUGUGUGUGCGUGUUUUAUUUUCCAUCCAUGUGAGGACUGUAGUUUCGGGCCUGCAAAGUGAGGUCAUUCUGGCCGGUCCUGAUUUCUCCAACAGGCUGGAUCAAGGUUUGGAUUUGGGGGCUAGGGUCAAAAGCCCCGACGCUGAGGCGCAUUAUUUAAAUUAAGAUUUCAUUUCCUGGACACACUGCGCUUGGUGCUUCUAUGUUACACUGCAGGCGGGUGAUUUCGAAGCAUCAGCCAUUAACAGCACUGGCGUGCGGACAUAUUUCCCAAUUCCUUUUUCUUCUUAGUGUCACGAUUUUUUUUUUAACUUGCAGUCAAAUAUUCCACCUCUUGGGAGGUUGAAACUACAAGCACAUCAGGACCCUUUCCCUCUAUCGGUUUAAUUAAAUCCAACCAACGUGGCAAGUUACUGAUACUGUAGGUUCUAUUUACAGGAAUAGUUUGACAUUCUGCGAUAUACACUUUUGCUGUCAUGAAGGGAGUUAGAUGAGAAGAAUGGUAUCCCUCUCUAUGCUAAAUAGGACAAAACUGGAAACAGGGAAACAGCUACGCUGUGCAAAAGUAACGAAAUCUGACUACUAGUUAACUUGUUGGAAAAUGUCAAUUUGUGGUUUUAUAGUGAGGACAAGUCACUGCUUUCGUCGGGGCAAAUUCCCCUUGUGAAGCCUCAAACUACCAUUUUUGCACGUUGGCGUUUGUAGCGCUGAAACUGAAGGAGAUAUGACGUGGCAUUUGCUGAGGGUCACAGGUGCGCGUAGGCUGAUUUUAUUACCUUUUCACAGAGUCCAGGCUGGCCAGGCGUCAAAUUUUAUCCUGUGAAGAGUACGUGUCACUACACGAACACACCUAUCUAUGAUAGUCACGAGUAUUAACUUCUGGACCAAAAAAAAAAACUUUACUUUAUCUUUUCUGCUUUUGCACUUUUGUACCGCGACUCAUAAAAAAAAAAGCUGUGCUGGUCGCAUCUCAUCCCAAAACCUAAGAACAGGAUCCACGCGCACCUGAUGUUUCUGGUGCCCUUUUUUUUUGCAGCAGGCGAAGGUUAAUGUUACGGGCGGGGGCUUAAGGAAUGUAGUAAGUGAAAAGUCCUCACAGGUAAAAGGACGAUAAAAAUGUGCGUUGUGUGUGUGCAUGUGCGUAUGUGUGGUAGCAUGUAUGUACGGCUGUUUGCCUCCUUUCCAUAUAUGUGCACAGAAUCUAUGGCAACCUGUCACUGUGGCCUUCCUGUUUGACUCCAAAUCUUUCUUUCUUUCUUUCCUUCUUUCUUUCUUCUUUCUUUCUUCUUUCUUUCUUUCUUUCUUUCUUUUUUUCGUAUGACAACGAGAAAACUGCUACAACUGAGGCUACAAGUUGUUUUCUUGACUUGGUCCUUUCUCUCCAGGAUAGUGAUAAAUAUAUAUACUUUUAUAUUUCAGUGUAAUAAAGAUGCUAUUAUGUACUGUA